This is a messenger RNA of Closterium sp. Yama58-4, 807 nucleotides long. Lineage: Eukaryota; Viridiplantae; Streptophyta; Zygnematophyceae; Desmidiales; Closteriaceae. The record is from the annotation of a GenBank genome assembly.
AUGCCUCGGUCGAAACACUCUCGGUCCGAGGCAGAGCCGGUCGAUGAGGAGGCCAACAUCGUUGACCUCCUCAUCAAGUCCGAUCUCGGUCCCGUCCGCGCCAUCGACCACCGUGCCGUCGUUGUUCUGCGGGGUGGCUUCCACGUGAGGGAGGGAGAGUGCCCAAACGAGCGGGAGGCACCCCGUGCGCCACCAGCAGCGCUGGAUGGCCCGCGGAGAAGGUUUAUCCACGCGUCGUUUAACCGCUCAACCGCGGCCCGCAUGUUGGGCCGGAAGCGAGCGACGGUCGACGUGGCACCCUCUGCCGUCCACGUGCGGGUGAAGGCACGGAGCCAGUGCUGCCGGUACCGUGCCUUCGCCAUGGAGAUAAGCCCCUGGUCGAGCGGCUGGGUGAAGCAUGUCGUGUUGGGCGGCAGAUACACCAUCCGCACGUUCCCGAGCACCACGAGUGAGCAGGACACCCGCGGGUCCCUCAUUGGCGAUCCAGCGGGCCAUCGUGCACUCGAGCGCCGGAUAAGCUCCGCCACGGACGCGAAUGUUGUCGGCGUCGGCAUCAGGGCGGACCCACCGAUCAGCGCCCUUCAGAAUGCGACCAAUCGUGCUGCGGUCGGGGCGAACGCCGAGCCUGGUGAAACACCACCGGGAGAGGUCAACAUGGCGCAAGUGCGGAUUCACGACGUGGUGCUCGCAAGUCGCGCGCUUAAUCGGCAGGCCAAGCUGCGUGCGGUGGUAGAGGCGCGGCAUGGUUUUGAACUGUGGAUGUGGUGUCGAAUGAGUUUAUCGCGGCUUGGUGUGCCUUCUUAUUAG